AUGUUAUCUACCGAAAUCGUAAUGACAACUCAAUCAACAAUAGAACUGAGUGCGAUAAACACCAUCGCAACUCAAGUUGCAUCAAUACCGACUCACCAACAAAAUCAUAUUGCACAAAGAAGACAAGCAGCCCAACAGACACGACAACAACAGCAACGUCAACGACGACCACAACAACAUAUAGCACCGCUAUGGCAGCAUGAGGGACAUCAUAGACCACGACAUUAG
This is a messenger RNA of Rotaria sp. Silwood2, 228 nucleotides long. NCBI's taxonomy places the organism in Eukaryota, Metazoa, Rotifera, Eurotatoria, Philodinida, Philodinidae. The record is from the annotation of a GenBank genome assembly.